Messenger RNA from Daucus carota subsp. sativus, 935 nucleotides. RefSeq names its product ATP synthase subunit delta', mitochondrial. Lineage: Eukaryota; Viridiplantae; Streptophyta; Magnoliopsida; Apiales; Apiaceae. The record is from RefSeq and is a predicted model, not a curated record. The transcript is spliced from 2 exons. Gene Ontology annotation, molecular function: proton-transporting ATP synthase activity, rotational mechanism. The coding region runs from base 157 to 759 and encodes 200 amino acids. Gene Ontology annotation, biological process: proton motive force-driven ATP synthesis.
GAAACUCAGUAAACACAGCAAAAACAGAAGAUAUCGCGAAUAUAAUCUCCCACCAGUAUAAAACAGAAGAAGCCCCCUCUCGCCCCCAUUCCACACACACAUUUGGAUCCGACUAGCAAGAGUCAAGCCAACCCAAUCUCCCUAUCUUCUCCGACCAUGUUUCGCUACGCCACCGCUCGUCUCCUGGCCCGAUCCGCGCCGUCCGGGGCUCGCCGAUUCGCCACCGAUCUGGAAGCAUCGCCGCCCACAGACGCCGCUUUUGUGGAAGCUUGGAAGAAAGUGGUGCCUAAUAUUGACCCACCUAAGACCCCUUUGGCUUAUAUGAAGGCUAGGCCUGCUACACCCACUUCGAUUCCUUCCAAGCUUACUGUUAAUUUCGUGCUUCCUUAUGCUUCUGAAUUAGCCAACAAAGAGGUUGAUAUGGUCAUAGUGCCUGCAACAACUGGACAGAUGGGUAUUCUUCCUGGACAUGUACCAACAAUUGCAGAGCUCAAACCUGGUCUCAUGUCAGUGCAUGAAGGAACUGAUGUGAAGAAGUAUUUUGUAAGCAGUGGCUUUGCUUUCAUCCACGCAAACUCUUAUGCAGAUAUAGUUGCAAUUGAGGCAGUCCCAGUUGAUCGAAUCGACGCAAACCAGGUACAGAAGGGCUUGGCAGAGUUCACACAGAAAUUGAGUUCAGCAACAACUGAUUUGGAGAAAGCUGAAGCUCAAAUUGGAGUGGAUGUGCAUAGUGCCCUCAAUUCUGCUCUUUCAGGCUAGUGUGUCACAUUUCUAUGAUUCUUGUUCCAAUAAUUGUCUCUUUUCUGUUGCUUUUGACAUGUCCUCGUGGCAAUUAGAUAUUUAAAUGAGAGCACUUGUUUUAAGAGUUUUUAUACUGGCUUGUGUCUUUUGAAUGUGAAAUUAAUUAAUAAGUCAAGACUUGAAAUGUUGGUUCA